Molecule: messenger RNA, 1722 nt
Organism: Plenodomus lingam JN3
Lineage: Eukaryota; Fungi; Ascomycota; Dothideomycetes; Pleosporales; Leptosphaeriaceae
Cellular component (GO): endoplasmic reticulum membrane
Molecular function (GO): sphingosine-1-phosphate phosphatase activity
Source: RefSeq, a predicted model, not a curated record
AUGAGUUCGCAACAUGAUGUGGCGCCCACCUCCACCGCCAUGUCGAAGAUAGCGCCAGGGCAGUUGCUGCCUCGCAAGGAUCCCAAGCUCGAUGCGGGCAACAAGCACCAUGACCACUACGCUCGCAGACUCCCCAAAUGGCGCAAUGCCCUGCGCAACCGAUUGAUCCCCAUUGUGCGCUGGGAGACGCCCUGGCUCGCGCUCAUGCAGGACAAGAUCCGCUCGCCCGCCCUCGAUUCGUACUUUGCCUACACGGCUAACCUGGGCACCCACACCUUCUUCAUGAUCUUCCUGCCCAUUCAGUUCUGGUGUGGCUAUACCAGUGUCGGACGAGCCACCGUCUUCAUGCUCGCCGCAGGAGUCUACGGCACUGGCUUCCUCAAGGAUAUGGUCUGCUUACCAAGGCCCCUUUCCCCUCCACUAGCCCGCAUUUCCAUGUCUGGAUCGGCUGCGCUCGAAUACGGCUUCCCCUCAUCCCACUCGGCCAAUGCCGUCAGCGUCGCCUUCUACGCCAUCUACACGCUUCGACAGUCGGCCACGGAGGAUGGCUCCUAUACCAACACAAUAUUGCAAGCCCUAUUCUACUUCUACGCCAUGUCCAUCAUCGUCGGCCGGCUAUAUUGUGGCAUGCAUGGCUUUCUAGAUGUCCUUGUUGGCAGCGUCAUGGGCGCAAUGAUCACGGGCAUCCAACUACUCUUUGGCGACUGGAUGGACUCUUGGGUUUUUAGUGGAACCUUCCAAGACAUACUAAUUGUAACCUUGGUAGUCUGCGUGCUCGUGCGAAUCCACCCCGAGCCUGCGGAUGACUGCCCCUGUUUCGACGAUAGUGUCUCUUUUUCCGGCGUGGUAAUUGGUAUCAACCUGGGAGCAUGGCAGUACGCGCAGACGAGCUACGCGUUGAAGGAUGCCUAUCCUUCAUCUGUUCCGUUCAGUCUGCAAGAGAUGGGCAUUCUGAAAACCAUGCUUCGAAUUGUGCUCGGCGUCACCAUCAUUUUCCUCUGGAGAGCCACUAUGAAACCUGCUCUGUUCAAAAUCCUCCCACCCAUCUUCCGCUUGCUCGAGCAGGCCCGUCUCAACCUACCACGUGCUUUCUUCCUAAACGCCUCCAAGUACAAGUCCAUCCAACCCUUCAACGAUGACGACAACGUCAUUCCUCCUGCAUCUGACCUUCCACACAUGCUCAAGAAUCUCGCCCAUCCCCGCAAACGAUCCGUCUCCGUAGGCCCCCAAUCCGCCGCCGAUGCCUACGAAACACUAGCCUACCGCAAACGCAAGAGAAGAGAGAGCGUCAAUUCCAUGGACGGUGCUGUACCAGAAGAUGCCGCCUGGGCACCGUCAACGCCCUCUAUCGAAAAGGGCGAGCCAGUAUUGGGCGCCGGCCUGUUACCCACACCCAUGGCUUCUCGUGUGCAGUCCUAUGAGAAGAUGAUGGGUACUGGAAAUGUCCAGUCAGUCCAUGUCAGCUCGGCAACACCGCCGAGGAGCGAGUCAGGCGUUGCAGGCGACGUCUACCAACCCUCGUCUACAGAAGAAGAGAAUUCGCCGACUGAAGAAGAGAAUGAGAAACGCGAGAUAUUCAAUAUGCUCACGAAGCCACGAGUACGAUACGAUGUGGAGGUUGUGACCAAGUUGCUGAUAUAUACUGGCAUUGCAUGGUUGGCAGUCGCUGGGAACCCCAUACUAUUCGAGUGGGUUGGGCUCGGUAUGUCCAAACAAGUCUAA